Molecule: messenger RNA, 1527 nt
Organism: Candoia aspera
Lineage: Eukaryota; Metazoa; Chordata; Lepidosauria; Squamata; Candoiidae
Gene: DNAAF4
Product: dynein axonemal assembly factor 4
Exons: 7
Coding region: 37-1299 (420 amino acids)
Biological process (GO): heart development; inner dynein arm assembly; outer dynein arm assembly
Molecular function (GO): nuclear estrogen receptor binding
Source: RefSeq, a predicted model, not a curated record
GCGCGCCCGGCGUCUUGGCAACGGCCUGCUCCCGCCAUGCCGGUCUGGGUACGAGACUUCAGCUGGGAGCAGACGACCGAGGCCGUGCGCCUGACAGUGCCCGUGGGGGCCCGGCGCCCCCGCCGCGACGGCGUCUUCUGCACCGAGCGGUACCUCAAGGUGAGCGCACCCCCGUUGCUCUUCGAAGCCGCGCUCCACGCCCCCGUCGACGCCGAGCGCAGCCGCGCCGAGAUCCGGGAUGGCUUCGUCGUCUUCACCCUCCUCAAGAAGGAGGCGGCCCCGUGGGCGUCCCUGCUGGCGGAGGACGGUGGGGGCGAAACGAAGAUGCGGGAAAUCCGCGAGGAGGCUGUACGCCAAGCUCAAGAGGAGGCCCGGGCGAAGGCGGAGGCAAAAUCUGCGGAGAAACGGGAACGCGGCAAAUUUGCUCUGGAGGCCACCAUCGAGCUAGAAGAAGCAGAAAGAAAAAGAAUAGAAGAGCUGAAAGAACAGGAACGAAAAAGAGCUACUGAGGAGAUUGAGGCAUGGAAAAGGCAGAAUGAGAUGCAAAAGAAAAUAUAUACUAAGUGCCAGUUGCCGGAUAAAAAGACAAUAGUCCCCAGAGAAACACAAGGGUGCCAGAAUUUGGGAUCUUUUGCUGGAAAGGGAGCAUCCAAGUCAGGAGCAUUAACUAAAGCCAGAAGUUCUGGAAAUUUGUUUUCAGAGAAGAUAAAGGAAGACUCAGUUCCUUCUCCACGUCCUCCUGGUAGCAUUAGGAUAAAUUUUACGCCUCGUGUCUUUCCAACAGCACUUAGAGAAUCACGGAUCCCAGAGGAGGAAGAGUGGCUAUGUAAACAAGCAGAGGCACGCAGGACAAUAAACGCGGAUAUUGCUGAGAUGGAGGAUUUGAAAGAAGAGGAAAAGAACCCAGAGUGGUUGAAGGACAAGGGAAUUAAAAUGUUUGAAACUGGCAACUAUCUGGCUGCUGUCAAUGCUUACAACUUGGCAAUUCGUAUUAAUAAUAAGAUACCGACCUUAUAUUUGAAUCGAGCUGCUUGCCACCUGAGGCUGAGAAAUCUACAUAAAGCAAUUGAGGAUUCCUCCCAGGUAUUUGUUUCUGGCUCAUGGCCAAUGUCUCCAUUGCAUUCCCUUUUCCCUUGUCCCGGAUUAAACACUGGAAUAUUCUCUUCAACAUUAUUACUGUACAACAUUAGCCAAUGUCUCUGGAAAAUUUAUCAUCUCCUAGUUGUGCAUAAACAAAAGGUGAAAAUGAAAAUCUGUCACCAAAACAUAGCAAUUAAUGUCUCAUAUUCUGUCUUGUAGUUUGCCUUGAACAUUUCUAAAAUAAUGUGGUUCCUUCUUUGAUGCAAGAAUCUUUUAUAUAAAAAAAUUUAGAACUCGGGAGGGGGGGUAUAGGUUUUUAAAUCCUAUGCAUUGAUUUAGAAACUUCAACAUAAACGCUUUAAUACAUAAGCAUAGCAAUGGGGCUAAGAGCGGAACUGAUGUAUGCAAGUGCGUCACUUAGGUUCCUUCCAAGGGCCAGGGUUAGCU